GUUCAGUGGUCGGUUUUUCAUCGCAAAAAUAACUUGGUGCCGCUAAUAUUUUGUGAUGAGUUUUUCCGCUUAACAUUUUAUUGAAAGUUAAUAAUUGUAUUAGUUUUCAGAAUAAACUUAAAUUCGUAAAUCUUAAUAGAAUAAUAUCAAUUAAAUUUCGAUACUUUGGGCAUCCGUGCAGUUAAGCUGUCGCACGGUGCCCAUGUGGAAAAUUGAUUACAUUUCAAGCUUGACGACUCUUGAAAUACGCAAACUAGUUUAAAGAAUGGCUGGUGGAAACCAAGCGCGCGUCAUUCAAGUGACGAAUAUUGCACCCCAAGCCACGAAAGAUCAAAUGCAAACAUUGUUUGGUAAUAUUGGGAAAAUUGAAGAAAUCCGUCUAUACCCAACUGUGCGUGAUGUGUCCUGUCCCGUGCAAUCACGCAUUUGCUAUGUUAAGUAUGCGGAAAGUAGCUGUGUUCCAGUAGCUCAACAUCUAACUAACACUGUAUUUAUUGAUCGAGCACUAAUUGUCAUACCUGUGCUGGCAAUUCCUGAAGAAUAUCGCGCAUUGGAGAUGUCCAAAAAUGGGACAAUCGUACCGGGACUACAAAAGCCGGAUUCAAAGUUGCCUCCAGAAGUGAUCAAUCGCAUUGAAGGCCAGUCUCCACAACAGGUUAUAAAAACGUAUGAUCCUAAAUUGUUGGACAACAAUUUGCCCGAAUAUCCAGCAUUGCCAUCGUUUUAUGACGCUAGAAAAAUUGAAGAAAUACGCAGAACAAUAAUCGUAUGUGAUGUGAAGAAUGAAUGGCGUCUUGACGAUUUAAUGGAAUGUUUUCAACGUGCGGGUGAAGUAAAAUACGCAAGGUGGGCGGAGAAAGAUGGUAAAACUUAUUGCAUGAUCGAAUUCUGCGAUCAACCAAGUAUUAUACAUGCUCUUAAAAUGCAAGGACACGAAUUCAAGGGGGGAUAUUUAAAUGUAUAUCAUUCAACUGAUUCCAUAACCAAGCCAGAAGCAAAAUCAAAUGAGGCAGCACAGGCAGAAAUCGAAGAGGCAAUGACUAUUGUAAAAGAAGCUCAAAAUAUGAUUUCAGCUGCAAUUGAUCCCGUAAUUGGUAUGUUGGCUAAGGACAAGCGUCGACGUUCCCGCUCACGUUCAAGAUCUCGUGAUCGGCGCACUAGUCGUUCGCGUUCACAUCGUUCACGCUCCAGACGUCGUUCUCGGUCUCGUACUCGUAAACGCUCCCGUAGCAAGUCCAAACGACGUUCUCGCUCGCAUUCUCGUGGUUCACGUUCACGCAAACGCUCCAGGUCACGAAAACGGUCUCGAUCUCGUCGUAAGAGUCGGUCUCGCUCACGUUCUAAAAGGAGAUCUAGGUCCCGCGACCGUCGUGCCAAACGUUCUCGUUCACGUCAUCGUCGUAGUACCUCGAGAUCGCGUCGUUCCCGAUCUCGUACUAAACGUUCUCGCUCUCGUGAGCGCAAGCGUUCGCACCGUACUCGUGAUGAGAAACGUUCCCGUUCUUCGCGGUCACGCAGCAAACGUCAUUCGCCAUCUCCAUCAACACGGUCACGUUCGAGUCGCAGUAAAGAUAUUGUUCCACCAACAAAAUCGUCUUCGUCUAAGCGACGUUCGCGUACUCCUGAUCGCAAAUUAAAACCUAUUUCAGAAGAUUUAGAAGUAAAAAGCACACGAUCAAGUGUGGACUCCAAGUCUCGCAAAUCUGUUAGCGUGGAAAAAUCAGACAACAUGGAUAUAUCUAAUUCACCAUAACUAUCCUUUUAGUAAUUGAAUGAACAUGUCACUCUUAAGUUAAAGUUUAAAUAUUCGAAUUUCUUCUGUAUAAUAAUUUAUAUUUGAUGUAUAAUAAUUUAUGCUCUAACAUAUUAUACUAUUUUAUACAGAAUUCAAUAUUUCAAGAAUAUACUGUUUGAGAAAUUUUAUUUUCCCCCGACAAAGCUUAUACAAUAAAGAACGCACUCUACCAUCCGCCA
This is a messenger RNA of Bactrocera latifrons, 1974 nucleotides long. It is a transcript of the gene Srp54, whose product is annotated as probable splicing factor, arginine/serine-rich 7. Gene Ontology annotation, molecular function: RNA binding. Lineage: Eukaryota; Metazoa; Arthropoda; Insecta; Diptera; Tephritidae. The coding region runs from base 266 to 1753 and encodes 495 amino acids. The transcript has 2 exons. Gene Ontology annotation, cellular component: nucleoplasm. The record is from RefSeq and is a predicted model, not a curated record.